This is a messenger RNA of Capsicum annuum, 2462 nucleotides long. Its product is annotated as pectinesterase. The record is from RefSeq and is a predicted model, not a curated record. Gene Ontology annotation, molecular function: pectinesterase activity; pectinesterase inhibitor activity. Bases 668 to 2185 code for a protein of 505 amino acids. Lineage: Eukaryota; Viridiplantae; Streptophyta; Magnoliopsida; Solanales; Solanaceae. Gene Ontology annotation, biological process: cell wall modification. The transcript has 3 exons.
AAAUUUUGCAAUUGUUCUAGUUUUAAUUCCAAGUUUAUCAAAAAUUUCGAAGUUUUAAGUGUUUAACAUACAUUAGUUCUACCUUUAUGCAGCUUAAUCCUAAGUUAAAUGCCAAGGAUGAAUAUAAUAGGGGCCAGGUUCUUCAUCUAUUCGAUCUACUCCCACACGAUCUUAAAUGUUCACUUGAAUCAACCAUAAGUACAUAGAAAUUAGAAGAAAAAAUAAUGUUUUGGAGGCGCUAUAUAUGACGGACGCAUGCAUACUAGUUUUCUAUCCUAAUAGUUUUCUAUCCUAAUUUAUUAGUAUAUGAAAAUCUGGCUCAGUAGGUUUUUAUAUAUAUGAUCUAAGAUGUCUUUAAUCAUCAUUCUGUUAAAAUGUGGUAGCAAAACUAGCUAAACAUCGUGACAAAACAUGUAGUAGUAAAGUUGGAUGUCUCUACUCAAAGGUUUAUUCAUGUGUACCGUUAUCAUAGAAACAAACAAAUUUUAGCUUCACUCAGCAAAUUAAAAAAUCAUCGACACAUGUCUAAGUAUCUCUAUGCCUAUGUGUAACCGUUUGCGCAAGUGCCUCUCGCUAUAUACAUGUCCUUCCAACAUUAAUCGUCUUCAAAAUUCCUCUAAGAAAUUAAUUCCUAAUUACAAAAAAAAAAAAAAAAAACAGAAGAAUAAUGUCAGCUAGCUGGAGUAAUACUUUCACCACCUUUCUUCUUCUUCUUUUAGCCAUUGUUGCUAACAAUAAUGUUGUCACUAGCAACCAAGAUUUUAUUAAUAAUGAUGUGGUUGAAAGAACAAGGUAUGGGGUGUUGAGUGCCAUAAAGUGGGCCAAGGGUCUAAAUGGACGACUUAACAAAACAGCGGUGGACCAGAAUGGUUCGAUGAAUAAUUUUGCAAGAUCGAGUGAUGAGUGUGUGAGGCAUUACGAAGACACUGAACCAAGGCUAGCAAGGUUAGUUGUCUCUGGUGGUGACAAGUAUUAUAACAAUGAUGAUGCUAUUACUUGGCUAAGUGCAGCACUAGCAAAUCAUAGGAGUUGCUUAGAUGGUUUGGAAGAGGAAGGUUUGGGUACUUAUAAAAGUGAAGAAGCUCAAAAUUUGACUUUAUUGAUUAAAGAUGCUUUGUUUCAUUAUGGACAAUUAAGGGGCAAUGGAAGGGCUAAGACUAGAACGGGUGCACAACCUAGACCAAAUAGCUCAAGUGAAGGCAAUGGGCUUUUGCCAUCAUGGAAUGCAGAAACAUCCAAAGCUGAUAUUGUCGUUGCACAAGAUGGUUCAGGCAAUUACAAGACCAUCAACGAGGCUGUGGCUGCCCUCUCUCGUAUGACACGACCAGAACGAACAAUUGUGUAUGUCAAAUCUGGUACAUACAGUGAAAAUGUUGAAAUUGGAAGGGGACUCAAUAACUUGAUGUUUAUUGGUGAUGGAAUUGACAAAACUAUUGUUACUGGUAAUAAAAAUGUCCCUGAUGGAGCUAACACCUUCGGCUCAGCUACAUUUGGUGUAUCUGCUGAUGGAUUUUGGGCAAGGGACAUGACAUUUGAGAACACAGCAGGGCCACACAAACAUCAAGCAGUGGCACUAAGAGUGAGCUCAGAUCUCUCGAUUUUCUACCACUGCAGCUUUAAAGGUUACCAAGACACGCUCUUAGUACACUCUCUAAGACAAUUUUAUCGAGAUUGUCACAUAUAUGGCACCAUCGACUACAUAUUUGGUGAUGCAUCUGCGGUGUUUCAAAAUUGCGACAUUUUUGUCAGGAGACCAAUGGAUCACCAAUCCAACAUGAUAACAGCUCAAGGUAGGGACGACUCAAAUGAAAAUACAGGGAUUGUUAUAUUAAAUUCACGAGUUUCUCCAUCAUCCGAGUUCAGUGCUGUUAAAGGGAGUUUCAAGAAUUACCUAGGAAGACCGUGGAAAAAAUUUUCAAGGGCGGUUUUUAUUAAGACGGAUUUGGAUGGAUUGAUUGAUCCAAGAGGGUGGAAAGAAUGGAGUGGUGAUUUUGCACUUUCAACGUUAUAUUAUGCAGAGUACAUGAACACAGGUAGUGGAGCUAACACUGGAAAUAGAGUAAAUUGGCCUGGUUUUCAUGUGUUACAUGAUGCCAGUGAAGCAAGCCAAUUUACAGUGAGAAAUUUCAUACAAGGUGAAUCUUGGAUCCCAGCAAGUGGAGUACCAUAUUGGGCUGACAUAUGAUAUGUUAUUUGUCAAGAGACUCAAGAAUGUGCAGGCUAGCUAUUAAAUUGGCAAAUGUGCAUGCUGCUACUAUAAUUGUAUUUAUGGAAUUGUAGUAUGUGAAUGGUAUGUUUCUUAUGUUGUAUUUAUUGUCUAGUUAGAAUAGAUCAAAACUUUUGUGGAGCUCUUCAACAUACAGGUGUAUAUGAGGCUGUAUGAGCUGAAGAAAAUGCUCCAUUGGUGUAGUACUACCAGUUUAUUAUGUUGGGCCUAUAAAAAUAGGGUGUAUUAAGUAAGU